This is a messenger RNA of Hypomesus transpacificus, 1648 nucleotides long. RefSeq names its product transmembrane protein 163-like. Bases 746 to 1591 code for a protein of 281 amino acids. The record is from RefSeq and is a predicted model, not a curated record. NCBI's taxonomy places the organism in Eukaryota, Metazoa, Chordata, Actinopteri, Osmeriformes, Osmeridae. The transcript is spliced from 10 exons. Gene Ontology annotation, molecular function: zinc ion binding. Gene Ontology annotation, cellular component: synaptic vesicle membrane.
GCAGUAGCAGAUGUAAACAAUCGGGGUUUUUUACUUAAACCCCCUAAACUCUAGCCGUUUAUCUCGAACUAAUUACAUUUUUACCAUAUGAGCAAGUGUAGCCCUCUCUAGAACAACAAAUAAAAUAGCAUAAGUCACAAAAAUAAAUUUUGAUAUCGGCCUAUUUCAUUUUCUUAAACGUAGUCCGGUGAUUCAGGUGUCAGCAGGCCUAUAGGUAGCUUACUUCUAAGUCAUAGUUUAUUAGGCCUACAACCAUUUAAGCAUUUAAGUUAACAAUUGGUUAAAAGUUCAAAUGUGUAGGACCAUGAACAUGUUUUUCGGACCACUGGUAGGUCUGGGCGCGGCUGCUUUCCCUGGCCAUAACCACCUGGGACAGCCGUGCGCAGAAGGACUGCAGUGGAGCGACCAGCGCUGUUGCCAAACAACCCGCCACUGAUAAGAAGCAACACGGGAUCGGUUACCCAGCUCCCGAGGCUUCCACACAAACCUGAACAGAUGUUUUCGUUAACUGUACUUGAUCUGUAAUUAGAGCCUGCUUGGUACAAUCACGCUCGACUUCUCGAGUUAGUGUCUGGCAUGGAGGUUUGCAAUUGAUGUGCGUAACAUUGCGCCGGAGGUCUCCAGACACACUUUUGCGGGCGCGACCAAACCGUUCAUCAGCGACCCGCGCGCUGGAGGAUCGCAACUCGCGCUUCGGUGUGACAUUUUUGGAGAGCCUGUACUGAACCGUGACUAAAAGGGAAAAAUGACCGACCCUCCAGCCCCAGACCCGAGCAGCCCCAUCCCAAAUCCAACUAUUGUGGAUCCUUCAGCUGUCAACGGACAGUGUGAACAAAUAGACCAGGAGCCGCCCCGAGGAGAGAGUCAGGGAGAAUUCAAAAUGGACCAGGAGAUGAAGAUCAGCGAAAACGUGGACGGAGAAGGUCUGCUGGAGAGCAGCAUGAGACUGAAACCUCACGAGGCCCAGAGUUACAGGAAGAAGGCCCUCUACGUGUCCUGGGUGUCCAUUGUGGUCACCAUCAUCCUGGCCAUCGCUGCUUUCACUGUUUCUGUCAUGAGACACAGUGCUUCAGCCUUUGGAUUUGCCUUUGACGCCACGCUGGACGUGCUGUCCUCCAUCAUCGUGUUGUGGCGCUAUAGCAACGCUGCAGCUGUCCAUUCAGCACACAGGGAGUACAUUGCAUGUGUGAUCCUGGGUGUGGUCUUCAUCUUGUCCUCCCUGUGCAUUCUGGGAAAGGCCAUCCAUGACCUGUCCACGAAGCUGCUGCCCCGAGUUGAUGACUUCCUGUUCAGCGUGUCCAUCGUCAGUGGGGUGCUGUGCAUCCUCCUGGCUGUGGUCAAGUUCAUGCUGGGCAGAGUGCUGACCAGCAGGGCCCUCAUCACCGAUGGUUUCAACUCCCUGGUGGGAGGAAUCAUGGGCUUCUCCAUCCUCAUCAGUGCUGAGGUGUUCAAGCACGAGCCCCAGGUGUGGUACCUGGAUGGAACCAUCGGGGUGCUCAUAGGCCUCAUCAUCCUCGCCUACGGCGUCAAGCUGCUGGUGGACACGGUGCCUCGGAUCAGACAGACGAGGAACUACGAGCGCUUUGAGUGAAAGACUGUUGGGAAGGGAGGGGAGAGAGAGCUAGUGGGGGGGUGGGGUGGUGGACAA